GCACAGGAAAAAACAAAUCCACAGCUCAAAGCGACACAACUCUUGCAAGCGUAAACCACAGAGGUCUUUUAAACUGGUGCAGGUGCAGCUCGAAUAGCUGCACGCUCUUCUUCUGGGUUUCUGAAGAGCCUCUGCUGUGAAAGAUGAGCGAGACGCUGGAGAGGACUACAGACUGCCCCUUGCCACUUCUUAAAGAUGAUGACUCCGGCCCAGAUGAGGAGAGAAACAGCCUGACGGGCUCAAGUGAGUUACGCUGGGAAGAUGGGGGUCUACCUGUGGAGCUGCAGAGAGGGAUGGAGAACUUACGAAUGAACAGAGAGCUGACUGAUGUGGUGCUGAGCAUUCAGGGACAUGACUUCCCUUGCCAUAGAGCCAUACUCGCUGCGGCCAGUCAGUACUUCAGGGCCAUGUUUUGCAGUGGUUUGAAGGAGAGUCAUGAGGAGCGUGUGGAAAUGAAGGGAGUGGACAGUGGGACGAUGCAGUCUCUCCUGGAGUAUACCUACACCAGCCGAGCCCACCUCACACACUCUAACGUCCAGAGGAUACUCGAGGCUGCCAGUCAAUUUCAGUUCCUGCGUGUGGUGGAUGCAUGUGCCAACUUCCUGAGCAAGUCUCUGCACCUCGAGAGCUGUGUCGGGAUCCUGAAUCUUGCUGAAAGCCAUGCCUUGCCCGCCUUGAGGACCGGGGCUCAGGACUACAUCGCCGCUCAGUUCUCCCAGAUAGUCCAGCAGCAGGACUUCCUGGAGCUGCCGACAGAGUCUCUGGAGGCCGUACUGCAGAGGGACGACCUUGAUGUGAAGUGCGAGGAGAGUGUUUUUGAGGCACUCAUGUGCUGGGUGAGGGCCCAGCAGGAUGAACGAGCGCCUUCACUGGCCAGGUUGCUCUCACACGUGCGACUGCCGUUGUUGGAGCCUGCAUACUUUGUGGAAAAAGUGGAGUCAGAUGAACUGAUUCGCCAUUGCAGUGAGGCCUUUCCUUUGCUGCAAGAGGCCCGCAUCUAUCACCUGUCCGGCAGAGAGGUGGUCUCUGAACGAACCAAACCCCGUGUGCGGCACUUCCUGUCAGAAGUGUUCCUGAUCAUCGGAGGCUGCACAAAAGACGAACGCUUCAUUUCCACCGUCACGUGUUUGGACCCCCUGAGACGCAGCAGGCUGGAGGUUGCCAGGCUGCCAAUCACAGAGAUGGAGGAUGAAUCCCAAAACAGGAAAUGGGUGGAGUUUGCAUGCAUCACCUUCCGCAAUGAGGUGUACAUAUCUGGAGGUAAAGAGACACAACAUGAUGUUUGGAAGUACAACGGCGCCCUGGACAAGUGGAUCCAGAUUGAGCCACUGGCAACUGGGCGCUGGAGACACAAGAUGGCAGUCCACGGGGGGAAGGUGUAUGCACUGGGUGGAUUUGAUGGAGCUCAGAGACUGGAUAGCGUAGAGGCCUAUGAUCCCUUUCACAAUCGGUGGUCACAGGUGACCCCACUUGCAGUAGGCGUGAGCUCCUUUGCUGCUGCAAGCUUUGACAGAUGGAUCUAUGUGAUCGGUGGCGGGCCCAAUGGAAAGUUGGCAACUGAUAAGGUUCAGUGCUGGGAACCCGGGACAGACUGCUGGGAGCUGCGAGCGCCCAUUCCCAUCGAAACCAAAUGCACUAAUGCAGUCACAUUCAAGAACUGCAUCUAUAUAGUCGGUGGUGCCAUGCAUGCCAUGUACUGCUACUCACCUCUGUCAGACUCCUGGUCCCUUGUGACCCGUCUGGGGGAGAGGGCCAGCUGCGCCAUCGCUGCCUGUAACAACAAACUCUUCAUCACAGGGGGACGGGAUAACAAGAACCAAGUCAUCUCCACAGUGAUGUGCUGGGACGUCGGCCGAGGGGUGUUGACAGAGGAGUGUGUUCUACCGAUGGGGGUGUCGCACCAUGGCAGUGUGACACUCAUGAAGUCCUACACACACAUACACAGGGUGACACCUGCCUCAGAGUGCCAAUGACACAGGCUUCUGCCAACAGGACAUUUUUGCCGUUGAGAGAAGCUUUGAAAAGGAAAGUGGAGAUACUUCUUUUUUUUCUUGCAUGCACUAUGUUCAUUUGAUGUCAAUUUAUGUCACUUUAAAAGCUAGGAGUCAAUCCCUGUGUUUAACCUAUAACAGUAUAAUGCUAUACUACAGCAGCAGUUGAUCAAACUAUAUUUUCUGAUGAAUAAUUACAUGUACAACAGUAAUAACACAUAACUUGGUAUGACACACUUUCUAAUACCAAGAAAUACACUGUUUCAUGGCUUUAUAGUUAACACAAAUAUUUCAGAAACGUAAAGCAAUGACAGAAUGGAACCAUAUUUGGAUAAAAUAAAUAGAUGCAUAUCAUUAACUAGAAAUAUGCAAAUUAACACAGUGUGUGACUUUCAUACAGGAACUAUACAAAAGCCCUAUAGCACCUGGUGUUUUUUAAUUCACACACACACACACACAUACACACACACACACACACACACACACACACACACACAAACACUGCCAUCUGGUGGUCAAUAUAACUUCUUGUUUUGCCUCCAGUUUCAUUGUACUCAAACUAAUUAAGUCUUAAAUAAAUGCAGAAACUUAACUAAAGCAAAUAUUGUUUUCAUUUCACUUCAUUUAUUUGACUCUCAUAUCACAUAGUAUGGAGUACAAACAUUACAUACAAUAACAAAACAGUGGCACACAGCAUGUCUUAAGUACAACAGCUUCCAUUCUGACAUUGAAACAAAAUAUGAUACUCAUCUCCCACGCGAUUAUCAUCACAGAGGUUCCACAUCUCCUGGUUUCUGUCCAGCUUUUAUAUCUUCCAGUGACUUUAGGAGUUCUGGUGUUAUUUGCUCUUCACCAGUUUACACUCUUGUUUAACUUCGACACAUAACUCACACAAUGUCACACCACUGAGCUCACUUUGCUAUGUUUGCAUGAACUGAUUUUUUAGACUCUGUUCAACAGUUUAACCUGUAGAUGUUGUUACACUUUUGAGCCAGAGGUACAACAAGUCACAUUAAUACAGUAUCUGCUUAACCUGCAGGACCCAUGGUGACACAUACAGUAUACACCCUUAUUAUGCAGCCUGAGCAAAUAGUUGUACAUUUUUCGACUGAAUCUAGUUUCUUUAACCUCUAUCAGCCUCCCCCAGUCGCCAAUAAUUCUCCUUUUAACUGCUAUACAGAGUGGAUAUCUUCAUUUUUUAUUAGACAAGGAUCUACAAAAACCAGGGUAAAAGCAAAGCAAACAAAAAGAGACACAAAAGAGCAAGGCAAGACACAUUAGAGAAGCAAGGAUUGAGAAACAGACGUGUAAAGUUUAAUAGCUUUAUGGUUCCUUUUUGCCAUAAUUUUCAGCGACCUAAAGUAAUUGGCGAAAUUACACAGGAACACUGUGAAUGACGGAGAGCUUCUGUUUCAUUAACAAAUAUAAAUAUGAUUUUAACCCAUAAUAAUUACAAAGAUUAAGACUGACAGUAUCAGAAAUGUUUGAAAUGUUGUCCAUAAAAUAAAUAAUAUCACUGUAGGUAAAUGGAGGUAUGUUGUCCAUUUUCAAAGAUAACCAAUUAUGGAUUUCAGACCAGAACAAAGUGACUUGAACAUUUAAAAAAUAGAUAGUUUCUGCCUCUGAAGAGCAAAGCGACACCUGGACCAACAGCAAAUUUAAAUCUAUUGUGCAGAAGGUCACUGGCAGAGUAUAUUUCUGAUACUAUUUUCAAAAUGUGUUUCUUUUACUUUAGGAGCAACAGGACAAGAUAUAUAAAAAGAGAAGGCCUGUCUCUUUAAGGGGGGCUCUAUGUCAUUCUAGACAUAGCAUGACUUGAGGUCACCAAAAUGUACUUGUUUAAAAACUAGGCUUAUUGAUUUGUUGUCACUUUUUUUAUUUUUUUGUGGGGAGAAAGUGUGUAGUGGAUAUCGUCCUAACUCCCCAUAGACCGUAUUAUUGCAGGUUGUCAUUUUAACUGUAAGAGUAUAGUUUAGAUGUCCUGCACAUCACUGCAAAGGUGUUAAAAAUACAAUCUUUUGUGUCAAACUAAUCACUGAAAUUAUGUGUUUCGUAGAUUAAAGUUACAGAACUACUGAAUCAAACUUAUUUAAAUGUAUUCCUUGAACAACUGACACCUUCACACACAUAACUGACAUUCCCGUACAACAGGAUGAAGAAAAAAAAAUCUGGCACCCAGCCUAAAUUCACUAACCGUCAAAACAGCCGAGCUUCCGGUAUAUUUUCAAAAUAAAACACACUGGCAUGAAGAUGAUAACGGUAACAAAAGUCAUUAAAAUUAUGAAAUCAAGCAAAGCUUAUCUGGAAAAAUGUGUUAAAUUAAAACAGAUUGUUUUUUCUUGUCAUAUUAACAAUGAAGUUUGGGAAGAGUGUGCCACAUCCAGUCCACAUUUUAAGCAAUUACACCUUCCAGGAUGUUUUUAAUGUAAUCUUGUAAAAUGUAGCUUUGGUGGGAAACUUGAGUAAAUACAGCUGUUUGAAGGAGGAAAUUGUUAAUGUUUUCACAGCACAAAGCAGCAUAAAGUAGAUAUUACAGAGGGAACUAUGAUGUAUCAUGUAUAAUAAAAAGGCCUUUUGCUUAUUUUUAAAGAUGUAUUUCAUGUGACAGAAGGUUAUGUUAAAGGUUGUUUCAUAGAUAGCCUGUGUAUUAUUGACCCUGCUCAUUCAAAGUUGGUGUAAUGAAGGACUGAAUGACUUUAUAACUGUUCUUUUUUUAAAUAGUGUAGAUAUCUAGCAUACAAGAAGAAAAAAAUAACAACACAAAAAACAAACAAA
Molecule: messenger RNA, 4766 nt
Organism: Epinephelus lanceolatus (giant grouper)
Lineage: Eukaryota; Metazoa; Chordata; Actinopteri; Perciformes; Serranidae
Gene: klhl6
Product: kelch-like family member 6
Molecular function (GO): protein binding
Source: RefSeq, a predicted model, not a curated record